AUGGCCGUGCAAAAUUCUGAGACGCAUAGUUUGUGUCCUCCUGUGGUUAUAAACGAUCCUGAUGCUAAUUCAAGCUUAGAAAAUACAGAAUUUGUUCAACAACCUCCUCAAUAUUCAGAAAUUCCUGGUACAGUUCCCUUAAACCUAGAUACUGAAAGUGGUCCUCCGCCUUCAUAUGAAGAUGUUAUCGACCCUGAAGCUUCACCUCCAUCCUAUAAUUCAUUGUUUGGGCAAGUACGAGAAGCAAGAAAAAAUUCUCAUUCAUUUGUUGACUUCCUGAGGAAAAUUGUUGUCCUUCUCAUAGGGACAAUUGGUUGUACUAUCAUUUUGGGACUUACAAUACUUGUUCCCAUCUCAAUGAUUCUUGUUGGUACAAAAUAUUUUGGUCAGUGCCCAGUUGAAAAAUUCAUUCCAGUCUACCUAAUUGUAGGAGGGACCUUUGGUGUUUUGAAAAAUAUUAUGGGUUUUAUUAGUAGGUGGCGAAAAGACGAAAAUGAACAGGAGCAAAUGAUGCAUCGGUCUCGAGAUAGUAUUCUAAAUUGUUUUUUGUUUGCAUGGUUCAUUACUGGUUGUGUCUGGACUUACAAAGUAUAUGAGCCAGAAUAUGAAGAUCAGAAAAGCCCAUUUUUUUGCAAUAAGACACUGUAUUUAUUUGCGUUUUGGCUGAUCACUGCAACAUUUUUAAUAAUUGGUCUUAUGAGUGUCUUCAUAUUAUGUUUUUUGUUAUCAUCUAUAGUUGCAAAUUUGGAAUGAUUUUUUUU
This is a messenger RNA of Uloborus diversus, 761 nucleotides long. Its product is annotated as transmembrane protein 272-like. The coding region runs from base 1 to 753 and encodes 250 amino acids. Lineage: Eukaryota; Metazoa; Arthropoda; Arachnida; Araneae; Uloboridae. The record is from RefSeq and is a predicted model, not a curated record. The transcript has 6 exons.